Colletotrichum chrysophilum is the source of this 393-nucleotide messenger RNA. RefSeq lists its product as uncharacterized. Bases 1 to 393 code for a protein of 130 amino acids. NCBI's taxonomy places the organism in Eukaryota, Fungi, Ascomycota, Sordariomycetes, Glomerellales, Glomerellaceae. The record is from RefSeq and is a predicted model, not a curated record. The transcript is spliced from 2 exons.
AUGAACAGCCACACUGGAGAUAACCGCAUCCGACCCCGAGAGACCAUCAAAGUCCUCUACGACUACCAACUCCAGAACGCUCCCGGGAAAUCGAUCGUUGGAGUCGAGGUCGAAUAUCCGCCCGACGGCUUCACCCCUCCCCAUCGCCAUUCAGGCGCUACCGUGAUUGCGCGCGUCACGGAAGGAACCAUACUUAGUGGAAUGAACGGGAACCAGCCAAAGGUGUAUAAAGUCGGCGAGAGCUUCAUGGAACAGCCGGGAUGUCACCACACAGUUGGAGAAAACAACAGUGGAGUGCUGAGCGCGAAGCUGCUUGCGAUCUUCGUCGUCGACUCUGAGGUUGUGAAGGGCGGGUAUGAUGCGCUCACUGUCGUUGAUGAGGAGUGGCGCUGA